Messenger RNA from Pseudopipra pipra, 2753 nucleotides. RefSeq names its product SRY-box transcription factor 18 (gene SOX18). NCBI's taxonomy places the organism in Eukaryota, Metazoa, Chordata, Aves, Passeriformes, Pipridae. Gene Ontology annotation, biological process: angiogenesis; vasculogenesis; positive regulation of transcription by RNA polymerase II. The record is from RefSeq and is a predicted model, not a curated record. Gene Ontology annotation, molecular function: DNA-binding transcription factor activity, RNA polymerase II-specific; RNA polymerase II cis-regulatory region sequence-specific DNA binding. The transcript is spliced from 2 exons. Bases 277 to 1530 code for a protein of 417 amino acids.
GUCCAGCCCGGCUAUAUUUUGCCCCUUCCAGCCCAGCAUCAUCCCAAAAGUUUUUUUUGGGGGGAAAAGGGGGAAAAAAAUAAAAAAAAAAAGAGAGGAAAAAGAAAAGAAAAGAAACCAAAACAAACGCGGGCGAUCCCGAGUCCCCCGAAGGCAGGCGAAGGAGGCGAGCGGCGGGCGGCUGCUCAGCGGUGCUGGACUCGGUGGAACGCGGCGGGACCCCGAUUCUCUCUCCGGCACCCGGUCGGGUCUGACACAAAGUGCUGUCCAGCUGGAAUGAAUAUAUCUGAGUCUAACUACUGCCGAGAGGAGAUAUCGCAACCCCGGGGCGACUGUUCAUGGGUCACCGCCGCCGUGCCGGCCGCUGAGCCCGGGCUCGCCUUCCCGCGCCCCCCGGGAGCCGCCUCCCCCUCCAGCCGCACGCCCAGCCCCGAGCCCGGCUUCGCCUUCGGCCCCGGCCCCGGCGGCGCGGCCCCCGGCGCGGCCCCCAGCCGCACGCCCAGCCCCGAGCCGGGCUAUGGAUACAGCCCCCCGGCCGGUCGCCCCGAGGGCAAGGCCGCCGAGGAUUCCCGCAUCCGCCGGCCCAUGAACGCCUUCAUGGUCUGGGCGAAGGAUGAGCGCAAGCGGCUGGCGCAGCAGAACCCCGACCUGCACAACGCCGUGCUCAGCAAGAUGCUGGGCCAGUCGUGGAAAGCGCUGAGCGCCAGCGACAAGCGUCCCUUCGUGGAAGAGGCAGAGCGACUGCGAAUCCAGCAUCUCCAGGAUCACCCCAACUACAAGUACCGCCCAAGGAGAAAGAAGCAAGCCAAGAAAAUCAAGAGGAUGGAACCCAAUAUCCUCCUGCAUAACCUUUCCCAGCCUUGCAGUGACAACUUCAGCAUGAGUCACCAUGGCGGCAGCCAGCCGGGCCACCCCCAGCCUCCCCCACUUAACCACUUCAGAGAACUCCACUCCAUGGGGUCGGAUAUUGAAAACUAUGGCUUGCCAACUCCUGAGAUGUCUCCCUUGGAUGUCUUGGAACAGACCGAGCCGGCGUUUUUCCCUCCGCACAUGCAGGAUGACUGCAACAUGAUGCCCUUUCGCGGCUACCACCACCAUCACCAGAUGGAGUUUCCCCAGGAGAAGUGCAUGGGGCGGGACGUGGCCGUGCCCUAUGCGCAGACCCCCUCACACUUGGCCGACGCCAUGAGGACUCCCCAUCCCUCCAGCAUAUACUACAACCAGAUGUGCUCGGGAACUCAGAACGGGCUUUCCGCCCACCUGGGCCAGCUCUCGCCCCCGCCUGAAGCCCAUCACAUGGAGAGCGUGGAUCACUUGAACCAAACCGAGCUCUGGACAGACGUUGACCGCAACGAGUUUGACCAGUAUUUGAACAUGAGCAGGACUCGUCCCGAAGCCUCGGGACUCCCUUACCAUGUCUCCCUGUCCAAAGUGACUCCUAGAAGUAUCUCCUGCGAGGAGAGCAGUUUGAUAUCCGCCCUGUCCGAUGCCAGCAGUGCUGUUUACUAUAGCCCCUGCAUCACCGGUUAGGUUGGUCCCACGGCACGAUGCACACACCAGGAGAGCCCCGACUCUCCUCUAAAAGCAAAAAACCAUCCUCCUUUAACCACGAGCUCCAUCAUAUUUAGAGUAUCUCAUUAAAUGCAUCGCUUUCUUGUUUGUUCUUUUUUUAUUUUGAUUUUUUUUUUAUUUUUUUAGAGACAGAUCAUGCUGAACUCACUGAUAUACCGUAUAACUAUAUAACACAGAUAGACGCCUUUCCCCACCGCGCUCCCUGCUCCAGCCCUUGGCAGGGCACAGCUCUAGCUCCCACCAGCUCCAAGGGGCAUUUUAAAGCCAAUUCCAGUAAAUCCUGCCUGAAACAACCACACCAGGAUGAGCCGAAGUGACCUGCCCCCAGUAUUUAACCCAAUGGCAGGCGAAUUUGUAGGGGGGGAAACUUUUAGGAAGACUUUGCCAGGGCUGUUAAAGAGUCGGCGCCCAUUAGGGGUGGGCUUUAGGACAGUUUUUACUGUAUUCUCAGCAAUAUAUUUUAAUUGGGCAACAAAACUAUAUUUUUACUAAGCAUUUUUAUAUAUAAAAUGGUAUUUAAUGUCUUUUGGGGUUUUUUUUAUUAGACUUUUUAAAAAGAAAACGAGGGAUAUCCAUGAGAUCUAAAGCAUUUAUGUAGCAAAGCUGGAUUUAAAAAAAAAAAAAAAAAAAAAAAACCAAAAUAAAAAAAAAAACGGAGGAGAAGAAAAAAAGGAGAUAUUUUGUGAAAAGGGAAUGAAAAUGUAAAUAUUGUGGAACAAUUGACUGGAAUUUUGUACAAAAGAAAAAUAUGACUGCAAACACUUUUAUUGUCUAGAACUGUAUGGAGAGCAAACUGUUUUAUACUGGUUAAUUAUUAAAACAUCUUCAUAUAAUUGUUCCCAUCUUGUGUGCUUGUUGUGUGAACACAUAUUUUCCGCAAAUACAUGUUGUCCCAACCAUUUCCAGAUUUUUGUAUCCGUUGAUUAAUGUUUUGACAACCUGGCAAAUGUAUUAAUUUCCAAGCUGCCGCCCGCCCGCCCCGUCAGCCGCCUCGGGCUCCACGAGUGCAGCUCAGCUCAGCUCGGCUCGGCUCGGCUCGGCAUGGGAUGGUGGCCCAGGAUGGGAUACUGGUGGCCACCCCCGGGCACCGCACUGUGUCACCUGGAGAUGCUCUCUGCAGGAAAAGCAGCUGUUCUCAGAUUUAAAUAUAAUAAAACAUGUGAUACCCUCCUCCAAAACAA